GGCGUUAUUCUAUACAUAUACUAUCAUAUGUUACUGUGAACAAGGUUCAGUAUAGUUCAUGAAUUUUGAGUAAGGUGUUGUUUCUACGUGUUUCUUCUGUUUAUCUUUGAUCAUAAAAUAUUCAAAUUUAUUAGAAUAAAUGACGUUACGCGUUGAAUAUUAUAUCGUGAAACGCGCGAAUGUUUUGAAAAUUGUACACGUAGGCAACAGGUGUCUAAUGCCGCACAUGUUUCUCUUUGACUGUAGCGAUCAUUUCUCAUUUUAAAAUUGGAGGAUUAUAGCGUAGUCAUAUACAAGCUAUAUUUUUUGGAUUUUUAGUCAUGCUAAAAACAGUUCAUAGAAGUUUAUAUCAAAGUGGCCAUUUUAAUAAAGUUUUACGAUAGAAGUGUGCAUAAUUAGUUAUUAAUACAUCAAAAUGGAAUACGAUUAUCUUAUUAAAUUUUUGGCUCUUGGAAACUCUGGAGUCGGCAAGACUAGUUUUUUAUAUCAAUAUACUGAUGGCACGUUCGAAUCUCGUUUUAUAUCCACCGUUGGUAUUGACUUUAAAGAAAAACGCGUGAUAUACCAGACGGCAAAUGGUAGAACUCAACGUGUGCAUUUGCAAUUGUGGGAUACAGCUGGCCAAGAGCGGUUCAGAAGUCUAACUACAGCCUUUUACCGGGAUUCUAUGGGUUUCCUUCUAAUUUUUGAUCUGACCAAUGAGUUGUCCUUUCUUGAAGUAAGAAAUUGGCUGGAGCAGCUUAGGACUCAUGCAUAUUGCGAAGAUCCAGACAUAAUUCUCUGUGGAAACAAGUGCGAUCUCGAAGAUAAACGAGUUGUUAGUGAACAUAAGGCACGGGAAUUAGCAGAAAAACAUGGCUUGGUCUAUCUAGAAACAAGUGCAGCCACGGGUCAGAACGUAGCACGUGCCGUAGAGUUACUUCUGGACCGGGUAAUGCGCAGAAUGGAGACGACUGUGGAUAAAUCACUGCUACCUCACCAGAAAGUGUUACGAUGCAACGAGCGUGACACACCGCCUCCAAGUACUUCCUGCUACUGCUGACACUGUUCUUACGCAUAGCGUAACUGAAUAAUUUGCUUCGUAAAAUUUAUUUUAUUCAACUAACAUUGUGGACUGACUGACUUGUACUUGAAUCUCUUAUCUUCAAAUAUUUCAAAAUAUUUGCAUUUUAUAUUAUUUGCAUAUGCGUAUGCAUGAUAAAAUAUCGAAGAUGUGCAAAAUUUCGAAACACUAAUAAUGAUUUUAAAAAUUGUAUAUCUUUAUACAUGUUGUUUCCCGCAUUCACGCGCAUACUGUUGUCUUCCAUUAAUAGUUUCCUACUAGUACAAAAUUAUGUCUGUAUUACAAAUCGUUGAACGUAUCUUCUUCCCGAUAACGUGAUCUAUCUGUUACUCUCGUACGCACAACGUGUUCAAUAUAUCUUGUUUGUUUUCUCUGUUUAUUCGCCAAAAAUUGUGAUAUGAUAACGUUGCGAUUUAUGUAAGGUGAAACAAUCAAUUUUCGAUAUAUAUAUAUAUAUGUAUAUGUAUUUUUGAUGCUGUUAUUGUGCCCAUACCAAAGUUGUACAUCUAGUCUUUAAGAAAUUAUGCUGAGAAUACAAUCAAAGUGUCGUCUGAUGCACUGUUUGUACUAUCGUCGAAUGCUGAUGAAUGUCUCUGUUCUUAUCAAGUUUUUAAACAAAAUGUAUUUUAUGAAGAUUAAAUGUUUGUUCUUAUAUAGUUAUUAAGAGGAAAUAUUAAAAAAUGUUAAUCAUUGUUUAUGCAAAUCGAGAAAUUUACAUGUUGUUUCUUUCAAUUUUUAUGUCUAUGAAUCACGAUUGAUCAAGAAGUAUUUAAAUAUAUAAAUAUUUAUUGAAUAUCUAUAUAAAAAUAUAAAGUGGGAUGAUGAUUUUCUGAUUUUUUUGAAUUAUAUGAAUCAUCGUAAAAGAAAUGACGACAAGAUUAAAAUAUUAUAGGAUUAUCAUAAGAAAAUUGAUCUUUUGAAACUUUAACAAUGCGUUUUUAGGAAAAGAUAUAUUUAUAAUAUUUCUCUUAAUGUAACAGAUUGUUUAAGAUAGAGAUAUUGUAAGUUGUUGCUCUAUCCUAUGUGUUGUAUCACAUCGAUAUAAUAAAAGAAGAUAGCACGAAUUACAUCUCUCUGUUUCAAAAAAAUUCUGUUAUUCAUUUUCGAUUUGCUACAAAUCUUGAUAGCAACGGAAAAUGAAAAUGCACGAUGAUGAAUUAUUCUAAUAAAUUUUUGAUCUAACUUUUUCUCGCGUACGAAGAGAAUUUUGAAUCUCGAAUUUUGACGUAUUUAUUCGAUUUCGAGUGAAUUCGUGUGGAUCUUGAUGUGUUCAAAUUCUGAUUAGAUAUUUACUAAGCCGUGUUGUUACGAUGAAAAUGUAAAUUUGCAUGUUGGAGUUUGCGAUUGUGUGUUUUCGACAUCGUUUACUGUAAAAUUCUCUCGUUUUUAAACAAGUCUGUUAAACAAUUCAAAUCUAACCAGGCAACGCAAAGAGCGUGCUAUAUCGUGUAUACGUAUUUAUCUAUCUUAUAUACUUCAUAAAAAUUCUCUCUUGAGAAAAUAGAAAAUAGAAUCUGAACGGAAAUUUCCAAGAAUAUUCUCGCAGGGUAAAUAAGCCAUCUGUAAUUCUGCUUAAACGAGUUUCUCUCCGUUUAUCUGCAAAUCCUCAACUGGUAAGACCAUAAAGUAGCGCACUUAUGGAUAAUCCGAAGCUAAAAGCAACUGCCUCGCCAAAAACUCGAACAACAGUUUAAACUCGAAGAACACGAAGUUCCAAGCAGAUUUCCGAUACAAUCAAUCAAAGGUGACGACGCUCUGAGACCGUAAUGUAGGUCGUUCUUCGAACUUUAUCUUACCAGUUGAAAGGUAUGAGAAACCGUGUGAAACUUCUUUGCAGCGAAGUUGAAAACAGGA
Molecule: messenger RNA, 2917 nt
Organism: Apis florea (little honeybee)
Lineage: Eukaryota; Metazoa; Arthropoda; Insecta; Hymenoptera; Apidae
Gene: Rab27
Product: RAS oncogene family member Rab27
Molecular function (GO): GTPase activity; GTP binding
Source: RefSeq, a predicted model, not a curated record